Molecule: messenger RNA, 2140 nt
Organism: Tupaia belangeri chinensis (Chinese tree shrew)
Lineage: Eukaryota; Metazoa; Chordata; Mammalia; Scandentia; Tupaiidae
Gene: FAM168A
Product: family with sequence similarity 168 member A
Exons: 9
Coding region: 38-772 (244 amino acids)
Source: RefSeq, a predicted model, not a curated record
GCUAGAACUGGUGAGUCAGGAUCCUCAUUCUUCCACAAUGAACCCUGUUUACAGCCCCGUGCAGCCUGGGGCUCCUUAUGGCAACCCUAAGAACAUGGCCUACACGGGUUACCCUACAGCCUAUCCAGCAGCGGCCCCUGCCUACAAUCCCAGCCUAUACCCCACCAAUAGCCCCAGUUAUGCUCCAGAGUUUCAGUUCCUGCAUUCAGCUUAUGCAACUCUGCUGAUGAAACAGGCCUGGCCACAGAACUCGUCUUCCUGUGGCACUGAAGGCACCUUCCACCUCCCAGUGGACACCGGGACCGAGAACCGAACUUACCAAGCAUCCUCUGCGGCUUUCAGAUAUACUGCGGGGACUCCAUACAAGGUCCCACCGACCCAGAGUAAUACUGCUCCGCCCCCGUACUCCCCAUCACCUAACCCCUAUCAGACGGCCAUGUAUCCAAUCAGAAGUGCCUACCCCCAGCAGAAUCUCUAUGCCCAGGGAGCCUACUAUACACAGCCGGUGUACGCCGCCCAGCCCCACGUCAUCCACCACACCACCGUUGUCCAGCCCAACAGCAUCCCCUCUGCCAUCUACCCGGCACCUGUGGCCGCCCCCAGGACCAACGGCGUGGCCAUGGGCAUGGUGGCAGGCACCACCAUGGCGAUGUCAGCAGGUACCCUGCUGACUACACCCCAGCACACUGCGAUUGGGGCUCACCCUGUCUCCAUGCCGACCUACAGGGCCCAAGGAACCCCCGCAUACAGCUACGUGCCCCCGCACUGGUAAAGCCUGCAGCCCAUCCAAAUCUGGAGUCACACAUUGUAUGCAACUACUCAAGUCUUACACCGGUGCUGGAGCGGUCCCCCAGCAGCACCACCUCUAUCUGCAAGAAGAGACAGCGGAAGUGCAAGGGUCACUUUAUGCAUCUUUAAUGGUUUUGGUUUUUAUUUUUGGUUUUUGUAAAAGCUGCUUUUUCUAAUCUCCUGCCUCUCCCCCACUGCCCCCCUCUUAGCCGCUGCCCCUCCAGCUGUCCUCCCUCCUCCUGCCUGACCAGGUCACAUCCUCUCUGCUCUUCUCUUCUUCCCCAAGUAUCCUGUCCUGGGGAUCCCGGUCUAGCGGCAGAGAGUGAGGUUUAUUGCAGUGGUUCAGCCGAAGGCCAUUUCAUUUGCAGAGCAUGAACCAGGGUGGCUCUUAGAGCCCGGGAAGGAACUCGGAGCUGCUGAGCAGGCCGCAUCUCUGGGGGUUGUUCCUUUACGUUUCUGUCUUAAAGUAAAAUUAGUUCAGGAUAUUACCAUGUCCUGGCACAAAUGAAAUGUCUUCUGAGAACCAUCGCAACAGGCCCAGAAGAAAAACACCUGAUUCUGUAGGAGUGUUAUUAGCAGCUUAAUAUCCCAGGCUGCGCACUGGGGAAACCAGAGUCUUUGGGAGAAUUUGGGCAGGGGGCACUUGGGGAAGGAGAGGAAGAAGAGGAAGGAGGUGUUUGCCUGACAGCUUUGGUUUGAAAGGUCUCUGGCCAAACUGUCUGGGCCCAAACCUUCUGAUUUGCACAGUGGUUUUAACUGACCUGGCACUUCCUUGAAAGGCGGUUUGACCUCAGAACUGCCAAGCAGCUGUAGGGUGGUGGGAUCCCUGCGUCCUGAGGCCAUGGAAGGUCAGGUGCCCUGUGUGAUCCAGACCUUGGCCUCCGCUCCCCCAUGGACCCACUCUGAUGAGGAGCUUCCUCCUGAUUCGAGUGGGAACCUAGAGCAUUUUCCUCCCUUUCCCUCUGCCCUUCUCGGUGCCGGGGCCCACCUGUCUGCCUGUGGGGCUGGCAGGCAGGCCAGGCUCUUGGUUACCCGUGCCACUCAUGGCCAAAGUGAAGCAACCACAUUCCAAGUGGGUGCUGGCGGCUCUGACGGUCAGGAUAGUGAAGGAAAAGCAAUAGCAAUAAACAUUUCAUAGACUCAUGGAACUGAAGGGACCUUUAGCAAUCAUCUCAUCCAUUCCCCUAUUGACAGAUGAGGAAACUGAGGCCCAGAGAAGAGAUGUCUUCCCUAGACCUCGCAGUAAAUUAGCAUUAAAUGCAGCCUUCCUGUGUAGUGGCUGUUGCCUACAAAAAUGUACCUAGGGAUGGAGUGGCUUGGUUUUGUAAAAAUUAAGUCAGCAGCACCCACA